This is a messenger RNA of Besnoitia besnoiti, 1392 nucleotides long. RefSeq names its product Mov34/MPN/PAD-1 family protein. NCBI's taxonomy places the organism in Eukaryota, Apicomplexa, Conoidasida, Eucoccidiorida, Sarcocystidae. Bases 1 to 1392 code for a protein of 463 amino acids. Gene Ontology annotation, molecular function: deNEDDylase activity; metallopeptidase activity; protein binding. The record is from RefSeq and is a predicted model, not a curated record. Gene Ontology annotation, biological process: protein deneddylation. Gene Ontology annotation, cellular component: COP9 signalosome; cytoplasm. The transcript has 7 exons.
AUGGAGGCGGCCGCUGCGACCUCGGCUGCGUCGUCGUGGGCGACUCUGUCCCCCGCGCUUUCUCCUGAGGAUUUCUCGCUGGCGCACGCGCCGUCCGACGCCGAGCAGCAGGCGCUGCAUGCGCUGCUGCCGCGGCUGGCGCCCAGGGCUCUUGGGGCGGUGCGCCUCUCGCCUCUCGCCCUCCUGCAGAUGCUUCUGCACGCGGACGGCGGCGCUCCUUUCGAGGUCAUGGGGCUGAUGCUCGGGUCGAUGCAGCCGGGCGACUCCGCGGUUGCGAGGCCGGAGGGGGCGUCGGAUGGGCAGGCCUUCGUCAUUCAUUCGGUCUUCCGCUUGCCGGUUGAGGGCACGGAGACGCGGGUGAACGCCGGCGCGGAGGCGAACGAGUAUAUGGUCAGCUUCGUCUGCCGCGCGGAGGAGGCCCGCGAGGCGAAUCUCUGCGUCGUUGGAUGGUACCACAGCCACCCCGGCUACCGCUGCUGGCUCAGCGGAAUCGACGUCGAGACCCAGAAGCUUCACCAGCGAGGGCAGGAGCCUUUCCUCGCGAUCGUGGUGGAUCCUACGCGGACGCUCGCGACCGGCGAAGUCGAUAUUGGCGCCUUCCGCUGCUACCCCGACGGCUGUUCGCCUGACUCGGCUUCGCCGGGUGACUGCGCUGUGCGGGCGAGCGUCCCCCUGGAGAAAGGCGACGACUUUGGCGUUCACUGGAGACAGUACUACAAGCUGCAACUCGACUUGCUUUGCUCGUCCCUGGAUGCCCUCCUCAUUCGGCGCCUCGCUCAGGCUUCGUGGUUCACGCCUCUGCUGCCGGCGCCGCAGAGCCAGAGUGCGGCUACUCGCCGCGCGUACCGGACCGCUCAGAUGCUGGACGUUGCCAGCAAGUCGCGGCGCGCCGAAGCGACGCUCUUUCCGCCGUUGCCCAAGGUUCGCGCCUCGGCGUCGGCGUCGCCAGAGGGGGCCUGCGCGCGUCCUUCGGCGGCCGUGCAGGCGCCCAAAGGACCCCCCGGGGGUCCUUUGGGCGCGUCGUCGGCUGCGUCGUCGCUCGCCGCGGCGCCGCCCAACGACGCGCGAGCCGACAGGAUCGCGGCGCUGGCGGACGAAGAGGAGGCGCAGCAGCGCAUGCAGCGGCAGACGCGGCUGAUGCUCGAGUCGAGCCUGCGGAAGAAGCACGCCGCGAGGCUCCUCGCGGGAGAGCGGGCUGGCGAACCGCGUGAGGAACUGUCAUUCGACGCCGUCGUUCGAGAGGCGAAGCAACUCGCCUGCGACGCCCGACAUGCGUGCGUGUCUGCCGCCGUCUCGGAUUUGAUCUUCUCGCCUGCGGACGAAAGCUGCUCCUGGAUCGCGCUGCGGCAGCGGCUUCGCGAGAAGAGACGCUCCGCUCCCGACGCUUCGUGA